Messenger RNA from Delphinapterus leucas (beluga whale), 999 nucleotides. RefSeq names its product platelet basic protein. The record is from RefSeq and is a predicted model, not a curated record. Gene Ontology annotation, cellular component: extracellular region. Lineage: Eukaryota; Metazoa; Chordata; Mammalia; Artiodactyla; Monodontidae. Gene Ontology annotation, molecular function: chemokine activity. Gene Ontology annotation, biological process: chemotaxis; defense response; immune response.
AUGAGCCUCAGGGGCAGCACCACCUCCUCCUGUCCCAGGGCCAUCCCACUUCCUGUCCUGCAGGUGUUGCUGCCGCUGUCACUGCUCCUGACCACGCUGGUUCCCUCCACCACUGGAGAACCUAAAAGUAUGGAUAGAAGGCGGUACAUUGAACUUCGCUGCUCAUGUGUGAAGACCACCUCUGGCAUUCAUCCCAGUAACAUCCAAGGUUUGGAAGUGAUCAGGGCAGGACCCCACUGCACCAAAGUCGAAGUAAUAGCAAUGUUGAAGAAUGGGAAGAAAGUCUGUCUGGACCCAGAAGCUCCCAGAAUCAAGAAAAUAGUCCAGAAAAUAUUGGAAGAUGGUGGGUCAGCUGCUUAAUCUUUUCGCUUUCUGUCAAACCAUUUUAUCUCCCAAGAAGGAUAAAAGUUUGAGGUCUUGGCUUUCUAGAGUUCUUAUUUAUCCAGGACACCGAGUAAUACCGUAUGAAGCUUUGGAUGUGUUUUCCAUUCUGUCGCAAAAAGUCACAUUUUGUUCUGAGAUGGCUGAUUAAUAGAUGACAGAGAGAAAAUGAAAGUCAGCAUGGCUAGGGUGUAAGAUAGGCUCAAGGAUGCAUUGUACAACAGGGGGAAUGGAGCCAAUAUUUUGUAAUAACUGUAAAUGGAAAGUAACUUUAAAAAUUUUAAAGUUAAUAAAAAAAGAAAGUAAGCAAGGCUAGUUUCAAAAUACAUGGUUUACUCCCUAACUCUUGGCUAAAUGUGGUACUGUGUUUUGCAUUUCCUCUUUAAAAAUUUCUUUCCAAAUACAGCCAUGUUAACUUAUCUUGCUCCUCUGUACUGUUAGACUAGAUGUGCCCAUGAUGAUUCCAUAAUGGUCAGUGAUAUUAGGAACCACACAGGGCCCAGCAUGGAACACUUGCUCAAUAAAUGUUUAUUAAUAUAUUUAGGCACUUUAUAUAUUAAUAGUGUUUUUCAUUGUCUUAGUCCUAGGAUGUCUUGUUUCAAAACAUUCUCUGAAAGA